AUGAGUGACCCGAAAUCUAGUCCCGAUGACGAAUGCACAGGCGGGGAAGCUAGCGGAAUGAGGGAGUCUUCCAUUUUGCUGAUUACGGAAAGUUCUACUGUUCCAAUAGAGUCCCCCGUUGUCAGGCCCGAAGCUUCUCAAGAGGAGAAUCCAGAAAUCCCGACUACUUCCAAUGGUUCCGACUCUUCUAUAUGCCGCAUUUGCCAGCUUGGGUUUGAAGAAUCUGGUGAGAUAUUACGUGACACAGCCUGUAAAUGCAAAGGAUCCGUGAAGCGUGUCCAUGCUACCUGUCUGAUUAUGUGGGUGCGACAGAAAGGGUCUAACGCAUGUGAAAUCUGUGGAGGGACGUUUUUCGUGUCUCCACCCUCGUCUCAGUCAGACGUCAUUCCCAUAGUUUCGAUACAGAACUGGCCAUCUGAUGCGAGCCAAGGCUCUCUCUCACGGCGCUUGGGAAGAUGUUUAGAAAACAGGUUCGUCUUUGUCGUCCUUGUGUUUCUGUUGUUGAUCAUCACCGGCUCUGCCGGUACCUUCACGGUGAAAACUUUCAAAGUGUUGCAGAAUGAUCAUGACAAUGUGACCGGUGAUCCACACCUUCAGUUUUUGCUAUGUCUCUGCUUUCUUCUCUUGUCCGGGACAGCCACCCUCAUCUUCAUUGGUUCUUGGAUCUACCUGGAAACCGCGGCACAUUGCCGAUUAAUGCGCAGGCGCAGAAUUCUUCAGCAACUUGGUCUCACAGUAUAA
Liolophura sinensis is the source of this 741-nucleotide messenger RNA. Its product is annotated as E3 ubiquitin-protein ligase MARCHF1-like. NCBI's taxonomy places the organism in Eukaryota, Metazoa, Mollusca, Polyplacophora, Chitonida, Chitonidae. Bases 1 to 741 code for a protein of 246 amino acids. The transcript has 4 exons. Gene Ontology annotation, biological process: protein ubiquitination. The record is from RefSeq and is a predicted model, not a curated record. Gene Ontology annotation, molecular function: zinc ion binding; ubiquitin-protein transferase activity.